UAAACUAAAGACAUCACUACUGAAUCAUACUCGGCAACAUGUUUACAAAAGUACUGUCAUUGAGCGCUGUUUUGGCGGUUGCGGCAGCAGGCCUUAUCGCUGAACCUCAUUACUCCUCUGCUGCUGCAGUUUCUUCCCAAAGUAUCGUUCGCCACGAUCAAUCUCAUGCUGUAGCUGCCGCUCCAGUUGCAAUCCACUCUGCUCCAGUUGCCAUUCACUCUGCUCCUGUUGCCUACCAUGCAGCACCAGUACACUAUUCAUCUGCCGGAGCUGUAUCUUCUCAGUCGAUCCAACGUCACGACCAACAGCGUGCUGCUAUUGCUGUUGCACCCGUAGCCCACUACGCCACUGCUCCAGUUGCUGUUCACUCUGCUCCUGUUGCCUAUCACGCAGCACCAGUACACUAUUCAUCUGCCGGAGCUGUAUCUUCUCAGUCCAUCCAACGUCAUGACCAACCCCGUGCUGCUAUUGCAGUGGCUCCCGUAGCUCACUACUCAGCUGCUCCAGUUGCUCACUAUGCAGCUGCCCCAGUAGCUCACUACUCUGCCCCUAUCGCCCAUGCUGCAUAUGCUGCCCACGAAGAAAUCGACUCUCACCCUCAAUACGACUUCUCUUACUCCGUACAUGACGGACACACCGGCGACAACAAGUCACAGCACGAGAGCCGCGACGGUGACGCAGUGCACGGCGAGUACUCUCUAGUAGAGGCUGACGGAUCUGUACGUACCGUUCAAUACAGCGCUGAUGAUCACUCUGGUUUCAACGCCGUCGUCAGCCACUCCGCUCCAUCAGCUCACGCUGUUCCAGUGCCAACGCACGUACUCGCACAUCAUUAAGUUAAAUAUGUCAAUAAUAAUUUAUUUAUUUAUGAUAAAUUCAUUAACGAAUAAACAAUGAAUAAAAACAAAAUGUGUAUUA
Molecule: messenger RNA, 918 nt
Organism: Danaus plexippus (monarch butterfly)
Lineage: Eukaryota; Metazoa; Arthropoda; Insecta; Lepidoptera; Nymphalidae
Product: cuticle protein 21-like
Exons: 2
Coding region: 39-836 (265 amino acids)
Cellular component (GO): extracellular matrix
Source: RefSeq, a predicted model, not a curated record